CGGAAAAGUAUUUCACAUGGGAUGCUGCUGUGCCUGAUGUCAACUGCAACCUCCAAGGAUACUAUCCAAAAGUGAGAGUGAAGGAAACGCCAUGGUGCCCUGUUUACAAUAGCACUGAAAGCGUUGUUAUCUCGCUCGUCUGCAACAAUUGUAGAUUAUGAACACAGCGGCAUGUUACUGUAGGUCGAUUGCUUGGCGCUAUUUAAAUAGUUAUUCCGCUCGCAGGUCUUUGCUGCCUAUCACGUGUAGCGUCAACACUGGCGUACCCACACCCAAUCUAGGAGUUAAACAUUUUCAUCUGAGAAUGGCCUCGAACUCACAAGGCAACACGAAUAAAGCAGGCAAAAAGCAGAAGCCGCCUAAAGACACUUUGAGGCACAUAAGGACGAAAAACAACCGAAAGUUCACCGAUAACCAUGGAGCAGCCACGGUGUACGUCCAAGUUGUAGGCGCUGGUAGCAGGGAUAACGACCCAUCGCUGUAUGUGUUUUCGGAAUACAACAGGUAUCUCUUCAACUGUGGAGAGGGAACACAGCGUCUGAUGCAAGAACACAAGCUGAAGGUUGCACACUUGGAUAAUGUAUUCAUAACCAGGAUGAGCUGGAAAAAUGUUGGAGGCCUAUGUGGGUUGAUAUUGACACUAAAAGACACAGGUGUACCUAAAUGUGUUCUGUGUGGACCUCCUCAGCUUAACAAGUACGUCAACGCUAUGAAGACUUUCUCUGGACCACUGGAGGAAAUUAAGUUGUCUGUGAGACCAUACACUGAAGCACAGCACUCGGAUGAGACCAUGGUUAUCACUCAAGUCCCAAUAUUCGCUGAGGGCAAAGAGGGAAGCCCGAGGCGGUCCAACUCCAGACACAGCAGCCCCUCCAGGAGCCCCAGUCCCAAACAGCAGCUGAGGGACAUGUGGAGGUCGGAUGAAUGUGACGGUGGUGCAGAAGAUGGCAAGGAUAACCGAUCCGGGAGACAGCAUUCCACGAGAGACCCCUCCUUGAUUGUGGCCUACAUCUGUAAGCUCCAUCCAAAGAAGGGAAACUUUUUGGUGGCCAAAGCCAAAGCACUUGGUUUACCAGUGGGUACCUCUGCUAUUGGGCCCAUCGUUACCGCUUUGAAAUCUGGACAGACUGUGACCUAUGAGGGAAAAGAGAUCCAUCCUGAUGACGUCUGCACUCCCACUGACCCUGGGUCGGCCUUCUUGGUGGUAGAUUGUCCUUCUGAAGAGUUUGUCCAGCCUCUCUGCAGUAACCCGCAGCUUCAGAGGUAUCAGACAGGAGGCUCAGAGGAACCUGCAGUGCUGGUGGUUCACAUGACCCCGGAGUCUGUCCUGAAAACUGACAAGUACCAGGAGUGGAUGGAGAGGUUUCCGUCCAGUACCGAGCAUCUGGUCAUGAACGAACAGGCCUGCACGGUGCACAACGCCCGCAGCCACAAGAUCCAGGCCCAGCUCAAUCUCAUCCACCCUGACAUCUUCCCCGAACUCAAGGCCUACAAAACUAAGGAACCGCAGGCUGCUCUGCACGUGCCCAAUGUGAGGUCCGAGUGCCUGCUCAAGUUCCAGCUUCGACCCAAACUAGAGUGGCAAAGAGAUGCCAUCCCGGUGUGUGACAGGGAAGAGUUUGUGAGGGAGGCAGGAGAGGUUCCUGGUUUCCUGAAGGAAGUGGAGGAGUGCAAGCGGCAUCUGGCCACUGACUCUGAGGUGCAGCUGGCCAAAGUGGACAAGUACCCAGAGGUGGUGUUUCUGGGAACGGGGUCAGCACUUCCGAUGAAGCUGAGGAACGUGAGUGGAACGCUGGUCAAUAUCAGUCCUACCCAGUCUCUUCUGCUUGACUGUGGGGAGGGGACGUUUGGCCAGCUGUGUCGUCACUAUGGUGAUCGUGUUGACGAGGUUCUCACAAGGCUCUCCACCAUCUUUGUCUCCCAUCUGCAUGCGGACCACCACACAGGACUUUUAAAAUUGUUGCUGGAAAGGGAACGUGCAAUUAACAGCCUGGGUAAAUCCUUUACGCCACUUUACCUGGUGGCCCCGUCGCCCAUCAUGACGUGGCUCAACCAGUACCAUGACCACUGCCAGCAGAUCCUCAGCCACAUCAAUAUCAUCCCGGCCAAGGUGCUCUGUGAGGGCGCUGAGAUGCCCAAAUACAAAACCAAGACCUUCCUUCAGGCCGUGCUGAAGAAGAACGAUCUAACACGGUUCCAGACAUGUCUAGUGCGGCACUGCAAGAAUGCCUUCGCCUGCAGCCUUACGCACCAGUCCGGCUGGCAGGUGGUCUUCUCAGGAGACACCAUGCCCUGCAAUGACCUGGCUCGCAUGGGGACCAACGCCACCCUGCUCAUCCACGAGGCCACGCUGGAGGACGGCAUGGAGGAAGAGGCCGCCGAGAAGAGGCACAGCACGACCUCCCAGGCUAUUGAGAUUGGCAUGAAGAUGAAUGCGGAGUUCAUCAUGCUGAACCACUUCAGCCAGAGGUACGCCAAGAUCCCAUACUUCAGCGCCGACGCCAACGAGAAAGUGGGGAUUGCUUACGACCACAUGAGGAUUCGCUUUGGAGACUUCCAGGUCCUUCCCAGACUCAUCCCUCCUCUGAAGGCCCUGUUUGCAGAAGACCUGGAAGAGAUGGAGGAGAGGAGGGGCAAGCGGGAGAGGAAGAACUUGGCUCAGGAGUCUAACAAUGGAGGAGACAAGGGAACCCCCUCACCACCACCACCACCAUCAGCAGCACCAUCAGCAGCACCAGGGGUGGAGGCUGCAGGCCGAGGGGCAAAACGUGAGCAGGAGGAGGAGCUCACUGAGGAGGCCACCAGCAAGAGACUGAAGGCCAACUAAACCAGACUGAAAGUAUCUAGGGAAUUAAUUUGAUGAGAUGGUAUGGACAUUCUUUUUUGGACUUUUGUUGUGAGUGUGGGCCUGGUCGAAGACUUUUUUAUUAGUUUGGAUAUGAGACAAUAUUUUUUCCCCCUUUUAUUUUAGAUUGAGAUCCAGAGAUCCAUUGCUGUGGAUGAAAACUAAUUUAUUUGCUUGCUCUCUCCCCCCCCACCCCCCACCCCACCUUUUCCUGUCAUAUAUUGUACAUAAAAGAAAAUCUUAAAAUGAACUACAUAAUUUCGCCAUAUCUGAGAGCAAUAAAUGAUCAGAUCAAGGAAUGUGUGAAUCCCA
Engraulis encrasicolus (European anchovy) is the source of this 3157-nucleotide messenger RNA. It is a transcript of the gene elac2, whose product is annotated as elaC ribonuclease Z 2. The record is from RefSeq and is a predicted model, not a curated record. The transcript is spliced from 24 exons. Gene Ontology annotation, cellular component: mitochondrion. Bases 158 to 2827 code for a protein of 889 amino acids. Gene Ontology annotation, molecular function: 3'-tRNA processing endoribonuclease activity. Lineage: Eukaryota; Metazoa; Chordata; Actinopteri; Clupeiformes; Engraulidae. Gene Ontology annotation, biological process: mitochondrial tRNA 3'-end processing.